This is a messenger RNA of Marasmius oreades (fairy-ring Marasmius), 1284 nucleotides long. RefSeq lists its product as uncharacterized. The coding region runs from base 1 to 1284 and encodes 427 amino acids. The record is from RefSeq and is a predicted model, not a curated record. The transcript has 8 exons. NCBI's taxonomy places the organism in Eukaryota, Fungi, Basidiomycota, Agaricomycetes, Agaricales, Marasmiaceae. Gene Ontology annotation, molecular function: proline dehydrogenase activity; sarcosine oxidase activity; flavin adenine dinucleotide binding.
AUGAUCAUUCUCAUCGUUGGAGCGGGCUGCUUUGGCAUAUCCACUGCGUACCACCUAUUGAAACGGGGAUUUACUGCUAUAACUGUCAUCGAUCGUUCAGAAAUCCUUCCCGCCAAGGAUGCGGCCAGCAACGAUCUCAACCGUAUCGUGCGGACCUCCUAUAACGACGAGUUUUAUUCCAAACUAGCCAAGGAAGCUAUACAAUCGUGGAAGAACGACGCUGCAGAGAUUUGGGGAGAUUCUUAUCAAGAAUCCGGCGUUCUUCUUUUAGGAUACUCUAAUGGAGUCGGAACUUACGCACAUGAGGCAUACGAAAACGACGUAAACCAAGGGGUGCGAGUACUCAAACUGGACACCGAUCGCGCCGUGGAAAAUGCCUUGAAGGAGAUGCUGGGUUCCCAAGCUCCUUCUAGUAUCGACUUUCGCGGUAUGAGCGGGUACAUGAAUUACGAUAGUGGUUGGGCGGACGCUGGGAAAGGGACUUUAGCAAUGAUAUCAAGGGUGAAAGCUCUUGGAGGGGAGGUUGUAGGAGGGAAAACCGUGAGGAAACUGAUCCGCAACUCUGACGGUUUGACAACCGGAGUGGAAUGUGUCGAUGGAUGUUCGUUCGACGCGGAUUUGGUGGUCCUUGCUACGGGAUCGUGGACCCCGUCUGCGUUCCCAGACUUGGGUUUGGAAAUGAAGUGUGUGGCGACUGGUCAGUGCGUGGCGAUGAUUCAACUGACGAAAGAGGAAGCAGAAACCUACCGACAUGCUCCAGUCACCUUAGACUUCGAAACUGGUUUUUACUCUUUCCCACCAACGAAGGAGGGUAUUGUGAAAAUGGCCUUGCAUCGGGGUGGUUUCACCCACACCGUAGACGGUGUCUCGACGCCGCGAACGGCGACAAGCCAUCCUGAAAACGGCCUUUCAAUCCCAAAGGAAGUUUUGAAUGAAUUUCGAGACAUUUUAAGGCGUAUGUAUCCUGAUCUUGCUCAAAAGCCUUUCUCGAGCACUCGACUAUGCUGGUACAACGAUACGCCUGAUGGCGACUGGAUGAUUGGGAAGCACCCGAGCGAUCUCGGUUUAGUGCUCGCAACUGGCGGAAGCGGCCACGCCUUCAAGUUUCUUCCUGUUCUAGGUCGCGUUGUAGCAGAUGCGAUUGAGGGAACUCUUGACUCACAAUUAGUUAAGAAAUUUGCACCGGACCGACCGGUUGCCCGUGGCGACCUGUCAAGGAUAGGUAUGGUGGCGAAAGAAUUGGUUUUGGACCAGUUAACUGUGCCCACGGACCUGAUAGCAUAA